GUAAACUGGAAGGAAAAGGCUGAGCUCUGUACCACUGAGCCACUCCUGGAAACUUAGAAGAUGACCUCCAGAUCACCUUACAGUUCUUCCUUUGGAUAGCUCUCUGUUCCAUCCUCUUCUUAGGAUCCUUUCUACUCUGCCAGCUUGUGUGUUCCUUUCCUCUAGAAUCAGGUACUUUUAUUUUUAUUUUGCUCUGCCAAAGAGUGUUACUCUGCCACCACAUCCUGCCCAUCCAACCUAGAUUAUAAGCGACAUGAUUCUGGCAUAUUAAUGUAUAUGUAAGGCUUGCUCAUUACACAGUGGAAGACAGAUGACGGGGGGAAAUAUCAUCCAUACUGGGCAUUCUUCACAGGUCUUUUUUGUUUGCUUGUAGUUAGCUUGAAAGAAGAAGCUGAGAAUCUUCUCUUCAGGGCUGAUACUGACAUCACAUCCUUUCCACUCAGCAGGUCUUGCAGCCAUCAAACUCGCCUCUGCUCACUUCUGCUUUCACUGAAGAAAAGAGAAAAUGACCAGAUUUUUUUCUCUCCUGUGGCCCGUCGGCCUGAUACUAUGUGAGUAUGAUACCACGGCUGUGGGUCUUUUUUACUUAAGCCACAAUUGGUUAGAGGGAUGGACUUUGGAUGUGAUUCAGGGCUGCAGUUUGUCCAGCAAGACUUUUGGAUUUGUUUUCUGUGACUACAUGGUUUCCAUGCUGUAUAGCAAAAAUUGCCCAAAAUUACUGUAACUUUCCAAAGCAGCCUGCUAUAUCUAUGCAGUAUGUUAUGGGAUGGUGAAGGAGGAGGCUGCUGUUGAGAAAAAUAAAUCUACAGUCAUGUGGAGUUUGUUGCAUGGUUCUUUUAAUUUUUGAAGUUAGGAAAAAGAACUUUUUUUAUAAAAAAAAAUAAAAAACCCCACACCUUUUAUUUGAUAGAAGUAUCAAAACACCUAUGUGAAAACACAGACUUUUCUUAUUUAGAACAUUGCAAAAAAGUGCAGUAUAAAACAAAAAAACCAAAUCAGAUAUCAAAUGAUACAUUCUUAACUAAACAUGAGAGAAAAAGCAGAAAAUAAAAUGAUUACACACCAUAAUAUAUGAAUAAUAGUAGUAGUAAUAAUAAUAAUAAUAAUUUAUUUAUACCCCGCCCAUCUGGCUGAGUUUCUCCAGCCACUCUGGGGAAUAAUCCUUGAACAAUCCUUGAAUAGUAAGAAAAGGUAAUAAUCAGAAAGAGGAUUGCUUCAGCUUGCCAACAGGGCCAUAUAAAUGAGAAUAACGCAUAGCGCAGAACACAUUUUGAAAUGUUGUAUUCCAACGGUUUAUUAAAUUGGCUUCAUCUCUCAAAAAUGUAUUUGGUGCACAUCCUUCCACAUUCCAUUUAUAAUGUGAGCUUAAUAUGAAAGGCCGUCUCCAUGCUCCUGUAAUCCCAUUGCCAUUUGUCAGAAUAUUUAGAGGAUUUAGCACAUGUUUGUGAGAUAAAAUAUAUGUAUUUUAGGCCUGAAGGUUAUCCUUUAUAUGGCGCUCAACCAUUAAAAUCAAUCAUGACCAAGGAUUACAAGGAGUUAUUUAUAUACAGUACAGUGGUACCUCGGGUUAAAUACUUAAUUCGUUCCGGAGGUCCGUUCUUAACCUGAAACUGUUCUUAACCUGAGGUACCACUUUAGCUAAUGGGGCCUCCCGCUGCUGCUGCGCAAUUUCUGUUCUCAUCCUGAAGCAAAGUUCUUAACCCGAGGUUAUUUCUAGGUUAGCGGAGUCUGUAACCUGAAGCAUAUGUAACCUGAAGCGUAUGUAACCCGAGGUACCACUGUACAUGAAUUAACACAAUCAAAGCUACUUGGAAAUGUAAGGAAUUCUGUUAAUUUUACCAAGGAAAGGGCAUCCCAUGAUUUUUUGCAAAUAUUCUUGUUUCAAAGGUAUCUUCUUAUGUUUCCAGUGACACACAUAACCAAAUGUGUGUUUGAUAUUACUGCACUUUGGUAUAAAGUUUAGAAGAUAAGCAAAAGGAUCCAUAACUACAUUGUUCGGAAAGGACCACGUGGCUCUUGCCCAAACAUUUCCCAAAAUGACAAUAUUUCAUUUUACCAAUGCGAAUCUAAUGUGCAACCCGAAAUAAAACAGAAACCCAAGCACAGGAAUUUGCAAAAAGGGAACUGAUUAACCAGAAAAGAGAACCAAAUAGACCGGGUGCAUUAAAGAGCAAAUACAGUUAAUAAAAGAAAAGCAACAGGAGCAAAUCCCUGGCUUAAUGACAACCAUCAGCCCCUUUGCCAUAUGCACAAUAUAUUAAGAAGACAGUGUUGUUGUUUUUCAGGAGUGUAUAUGAUGAUAAUUAUAUUAAUCUUCUUACAGCUUAUAGUGUGGUGGUUUGUUUGAUUUUUCUGUUAUUUGUUUGUUUGAUUGAUUGUAUGUUUGUUUACUUGUGUGUACGUCUGUUUUUCAGAAAUGUAUUUAUUUUAAAUUAAUAAAGAUUUUUUUUUAAAAAAAAGUCUAUGCUUCACAGUCUUUGCUGUCAUUCCGUAAACAGUAAAUAACAAAGCAGUUUCUUUGCUCUCCAGGCUGCUGGUGGCCCCAAGCCAACAGUAUGGUGCGAAUGAAGUUGACCGGUAACGUUCCCCAAGCCUCCAAAACUCCAGUGGAACUGAAAUGUGAGACCAGCAAGAUGGAUGUUGGGGUGUACUGGGUCCGUCAAAACCCGGACCUCAGCACUCACUUCAUCCUAUAUAUGCCUCCAAGGUCUAGAAGCCCACAAGAAACAGUGAGAGGCUACACAGCAUCAAAAUUUUCUGACUAUUACCAGCUAAGAAUUGUCAGCUUCGGGAAGGAGUAUGAGGGCAUCUACUUUUGCUUAUUGUUCAACAACCAGGUGGUCUACUUCAGUUCAGGACUCAAAGUCUACCUGCCAAGUAAGUCUCAUUCCAAGUGUUUAACGCCCACGGUCAGUGGUCUGAGUUUGGUACACAUUCCCUGCCACACCAGCUGUUUCCCCUGCCCCCUUUUGAGAGGCAUUUUCCAGAAUGUUGCUAUUUUGGGGAGGGGGUGGGUGGGAUUCAAGCACAUCCUGGCAAUUUCAAGGUGUGCAGUUACAGUUGGCUGGGAGGUUUUGUGCAACAAACCCGCUUCGCCAAAAGAUCGUGCUAUAUGUGAUAAGGGAAAUGUCAGGAAAAUGAUGAUAAUAAUAAAUAAAUAAUACAUUUUUAUUUAUACCUGCCGGCCAAGACUGGGCUCAGGGCAGCUAACACUGAAUAUAAAUACAGUAAAAUAAACAUUUUUAAAAACAAAUAAACCAAAAAACCAAACAAAAGAACAAUUGAUUAAAAUGUAAGUUAGAAUACAGUUUAAACUGCAGCUUAAAAUGUAGCCUCGUUUUAGUGGUAGCCUAUAGAUCAAAGCCAUAAGGGGAGAAAAUGUCAAAUACAGUGAUACCUCGGGUUAAGUACUUAAUUCGUUCCGGAGGUCCGUUCUUAACCUGAAACUGUUCUUAACCUGAAGCACCACUUUAGCUAAUGGGGCCUCCUGCUGCUGCCACGCCACUGGAGCACAAUUUCUGUUCUCAUCCUGAAGCAAAGUUCUUAACCUGAAGCACUGUUUCUGGGUUAGUGGAGUCUGUAACCUGAAGCGUAUGUAACCUGAAGCGUAUGUAACCCAAGGUACCACUGAAUUCACCAAGGCCAAUUAUCCAUGCUGGUUCUACAUGGGCCAGCAAAAAGAGCCGAGGGAAAAUUUAUAUACAAAUCCCAUAUAAGGGGUUCCAUCAAAAUAAAUAAAUGAGAGGGGGGGUUAGACUGAGUCCAGCCCAAAGGCCAGGCGGAACAGCUCCGUCUUGCAGGCCCUGCGGAAAGAUGUCAAAUCCCGCAGGGCACUGAUCUCCUGCGGUAGGGCUAAAUCCUCUAAAUAUUCUGACAAAUGGCAAUGGGGUUAUAGGAGCCUUUCUAAUUAGCCUUCCUGCAAACAAAUCAGACUGAAGGCCCAUUAAAUAGCCAAUGUCAUCUAAUCUCCCUACAUACAAAUCAGAUUCCAGGUUGUCUGGAAUCACCUUUGGUGUCUCCUAUUUUAGAAAGCCUUGCCUCUCUAAUCUUCUCACCCUUGGCUAUUUAUCGCCUUUCAUCUGGAUAAUCUUGUUUUUUGUUUUUUUUAUAUUUUUUAUUCAUUUUCCAAUACAAAAUUAUACAAUUCAUACAUCUUAAUUACAUCCCAUUUCUCAUUUUUUACUUCCCUCAACCUGUCUGAAACUCUUUCAUAAUUUUACUUCUUCCACAUUUCUAACAUUUUAAUAAUAUUCUAAUGUUUUUUUCUCACAGAGCUUCAUUGAGACUUACAAACAUUAUCUGAUUAUCACUUAAUUUUUGCAUAUACUCUAGAAAUUUCUUCCAGUCUUCUGUAAAUCUCUGAUCUCGUCGAUUUCGGAUCCUUCCAGUCAGUCCAUCAUUUUCAUUCUCCAUUCUUCUAUCAUAGGUAGCUCCUCUUGUUUCCAUUUCUGGGCCAUCAAUAUUCUUGCUGCUGUUACUGCAUAUAAAAAUAACUUCUUUUCUUUCUUAUUUAUCUCAUUACCUGUAAUUCCUAAUAAAAACGCUUCUGGUUUCAUAACAAAUGUAUAUUUCAACAUUUUCUUCAAUUCAUUAUAUAUCAUUUCCCAAAAGCUUUUAACUUUCUUACAAUCCCACCACAUAUGAUAGAAUGUACCUUCCUUUUCUUUACAUUUCCAACAUUUAUUAUCUAAUUUAUACAUCCUCGCUAAUUUCACUGGUGUCACAUACCAUCGAUACAUCAUUUUCAUCACAUUUUCUUUUAUUGUUGUGCAUGCAGUAAAUCUUAAUCCUUCUUUCCAUAAUUUCUCCCAAUCCUCCAUUUAUAUAUUGUAUCCAAAAUCUUUGGCCCAGUCAAUCAUCACCGAUUUUACCUCUUCAUCCUUUGUACACCAUUCUAGUAAUAUCUUAUACAUUCUCGCCAAAAUUUUGAAAUCGUUAUUCAAAAUUUCUUUUUGGAAUUUUGAUUCUUUAUCAUCAAACCCCCUUUGGGUCAAGUCUUUUUUAAACAUUUCAUAAAUUCAUCUGGAUAAUCUUGAAGAGUUUUCCCGUUUCUUUCAGCUCUGCUCCCAAGGUUGCUUUCCUUUCCACCUGAUACUACAGAAUUGAGCCAUUUCUGUCUGAUUUCUGAAUUUGGUAAGGUGGGCAGCAAAGAUAGGUCCCCCUCCUUCCUUCAAGAAAAGUUCUAGUCUGGUCUAAUAUUAUGAAUAAUAAUUUACCACUUAUAUUCCGCUCACCCCAACCACUCUGAGGAGCUUCCAGCACAAUAAAAGCACAGCAAAACGUCAAACAUCGAAAACUUCCCUGUACAGGGUUGCCCUCAAAUGUCUUUGGGAAGUUGUGUAGUUAUUUAUCGGUUUGACAUCUGAUGGGAGGGCAUUCCACAGGGCUGGCGCCACUACCGAGAAGGCCCUCUGCCUGGUUCCCUGACACUUCACUUCUCACAGUGAGGGAACCACCAGAAGGCCCUCAGAGCUGGACCUCAGUGUCCGGGCUAAACAAUGUGGAUGGAGGGCCGAGACCAUUUGGGUCUUUAAAGGUCAGCAUCAACACUUUGCAUUGUGCUCAGAAACGUACUGGGAGCCAAUGUAGAUCUUUUAGGACUGGUGUUAUGUGGUCCAGGAGGCUGCUCCCAGUUACCAUUCUAGCAACUGCGUUCUGGAUUAGUUGUAGUUUCUGAGUCACCUUCAAAGGCAGCCCCACAUAGAGCGCAUUGCAGUAGUCCAAGCGGGAGAUAACCAGAGCAUGUACCACUCUGGCAAGACAGUCUGCGGGCAGGUAGGGUUUCAGCCAGUGUGCCAGAUGGAGCAGGUAGACAGCAGCCAUGGGCAUAGAAUUAACCUGUGCCUCCAUGGACAGACAUCACCUGAAAUUUACACUUCUCUGAAUUUUGCAUGAAAAUGAAAAUGCAUGUGCUAAGAUAAAAUGUGUUGGCUAUUUGCAGAUUAGUUACGCUGCAGAAGGCGUGCUGGGGAGACCACACAUUCAAGAAACGCAAAGUAACUUUUGCUACGUUUUAAUAACAAAAACAAAAACUCCUUUUACACUAAAUUACAAUAUAUCAAUAAGCAUAACCCAUCCACCAGGGUACUGAAAGAGCUACAUGCUGCUCUUUAUAUACCAUACCCAACAGCUUAAUUACCACAACUUAACAGCACCUGCUAUACUGCGUCACAGCUGUAAAACUAGGUCACCUUAUUUGCUCUGGCCUUUAAAGAAAUACACAUCCUGUGGAACAAUAAUGAACCUUCAAAUUUAAAGAGACCAUUCAACAAAAUGUGCAUAAAAGUGCAUAUAUUGGUGAAACUAACAUACAGUGGUACCUCAGUUUACGAACUUAAUCUGUUCCGGAAGUCCGUUCUUAAACCAAAACCAUUCUUAAACUGAUGUGCGCUUUCCCUAAAGAGGCCUUCCGCUACCACUGCCCUUUCACUAUUCAGCUUCCAUUCUUAGACUGAGGUAAAGUUCGCAAACUGGGACACUACUUCCGGUUUUGCGGAGUUCGGAAACCAAAUAGUUCGUAAAGAGGGCUGUUCUUAAACUGAGGUACCACUGUACAGUGGUACCUCAGGUUACAGACACUUCAGGUUACAGACUCUGCUAACCCAGAAAUAGUGCUUCAGGUUAAGAACUUUGCUUCAGGAUGAGAACAGAAAUCGUGCUCUGGCGGUGCGGCAGCAGCAGGAGGCCCCAUUAGCUAAAGUGGUGCUUCAGGUUAAGAACAGUUUCAGGUUAAGUACGGACCUCCGGAACGAAUUAAGUACUUAACCCGAGAUACCACUGUACAUGUGUUAGACUAGGGGAAACUGAUUUACAUGAAUGUGUAUAUUGGGAGAAGUUUGUACAAAAAUGAUGGUGAAUUUUCAUGAGCGCCUUUUAAAAAUACACACGUAGCAACAGAUGUACAAACGACGAGGAAAGAACUUAAGAGUGGAAAAAUGAGAAACUGGGAGAAACUGAAAUUGACAGAUUCAUCCAUCUAUAGUCCUUAGGCAGUAGGGUUGCCACCUGCCCUCUUUAGGAUUGUCCCAUAUUUGAAUGUAAAAUGCUGCGUCCUGUAUUGACGCAGUUUUGUCCUGUAUUUCAGGUCCCCCCACCGUCCAAAUGCAUGUGUUUGAAAUGGAGUAUGAAAGGUCAUGUAUUUAAGCUCUGCAAAGCAACAUACAUUUUUACAAAUUGUGUGUGUGUGUGUGUGUGUGUGUGUGUUUGCGUGUGACAGAUUUCAGUCCUGUUAGGCUGCAAUGGACUGUAAUGGAUUGCUCUGAAGUCACUUUAGCACCAGAUUAAAAUAAUAAUAAUCACCCCCAACCGCCCACUAUUUUGCCAGAACAAAGGUGGCAACCCUAUUAGGAAGGGAUUGUGGAGCCCCCUUCCCAACCAAGCCCCGAGCCAUUGUAAACAUGCAGGAAAAGUCUUCAUCUUUGUUUUCUUUACAGAGGCUACCACCAUCGCACCCCAGGUUUCAACUCCCAGUGAAGGACUUACAACAACCAUGCGACUUCCACAUUCCACAGCCUCAGGUAUGUUUCCUUCUCCCUGCAACUCAUUUGGGUCAUAACUGGCCCCAAAACAAGAAGAAGUGAUUGAGAGUGAGGCCCCGAGAUGUUGCUGGACCACCAACUUCCAUCAUCAAUCCGAACUGGCCAUACUGGCAGGGGCUGAUGGGAGGGGAAGUCCAACAGGGCACCGCCAUUUUGGCUACCCUGGUAUGUAAAAAGAUAUAAGGCCACAUUUAUAACCAGAGCCAUAUACCGCUUGGGGCAUGGUCCAAAAAGAGAAGGAAGCAGGGAGAUUGCUGAAGCUACCGUAUUUUUCGCUCUAUAGGACGCACCGGACCAUAGGAGGGGGAGAACGGGGGGGGGGGAAUCUCCCUCUCUCUGCUCAGCGCCCCUUCAGCGAAGUGGCAGGAGAAACGGAGCCCCUUCCAUUUCUCCUCCCACUUCGCUGAAGGGGCGUUGCGCAGCUCUCCCUCUCUGCUGAAGCCAGGAGAGUCUUGCUCUCCCGGCUUCAGCAAAAGGAACCCAAAGCCUUCAGAGCACAGCGCGAGUUCCCACUGCGCUCCAAAGGCUUCAGGCGGCUAUCCCUGAAGCCUGGAGAGCGAGAGAGGUCGGUGCGCACUGACCUCUCUCGCUCUCCAGGCUUCAGCAAAAGCAACGCGUAGCCUCCGGAGUACGGAGGGAGCGCACCCUCUGCGCUUCGGAGGCUUCGCGUUGCUAUCGCUAAAGCCAAGGAGCCUGCAUUUGCUCCAUAGGACACACACACACAUUUCCCCUUAAUUUUUGGAGGGGGGAAAGUAUGUCCUAUAGAGCGAAAAAUACGGUAACUAAGCAGGUCUGGUUAGAUUCCCCGGAUGCGAGAGACCAUCUAGUGAGCCUUGAGGUCCCCUGUGGGAGAAAGUUGGGUGGAGAUGCCGAAAAUUCCAACGGAUCAGAAAAGAACAUUUAUGUAUGCAACCACAGCUGCUUGGAUGUUAAUGGCCCAGAGAAAGAAGACAAAGUCCCUACCAGAGAAGCAUGGCAGAUUAAGUUGAUGGAUUAUGCCGAAAUGGCAAAAAUGACCGGAAGAAUCGGAAACCAGAAAGACCAAAAAUUUAAAUAAGGAAUGGGGGGAAUUUAUAAUAUAUUUUUUUUUUGGGAAAAAAAAUUGUAAACAGCUAAAAUCGUUAGUAGGAUUGGAAUGACACUAGUAGUUUAAUGUUGAAUUUUGAAUAUAAUGGAGAUGUAAAAGAUUUGGAUUAUUAUAAAAGAUGCAGGAGAAAAUGGACCCACAAAGGGGAGGAGGGAAGUUCAGCAGGUGCUUUGGAAUAUUGUUUUUAUGUUGUUUGUUGGAUAAUUGACUGUAAAACUUUAAUCUGAAAAACUAAAUAGUUUUGUUUUUAAAAAGGAAGAAAGGUGGGUGGGAUGCAAAUGUAGGCUUGGAUCCAGACCACGUUAAUAGAUCUUAAAGGUAAAGGGACCCCUGACCAUUAGGUCCAGUCGUGGCCAACUCUGGGGUUGCGGUGCUCAUCUCGCUUUAUUGGCCGAGGGAGCCGGCGUACAGCUUCCAGGUCAUGUGGCCGGCAUGACUAAGCCACUUCUGGCCAAGCAGAGCAGUGCACGGAGACGCCGUUUACCUUCCCGCCAGAGCGGUACCUAUUUAUCUACUUGUAUUUCGUGCUUUCGAACUGCUAGGUUGGCAGGAGCAGGGACUGAGCAACGGGAGCUCACCCCAUCGCAGGGAUUCGAACCGCCAACCUUCCGAUCAGCAAGCCCCAGGCUCUGUAGUUUAACCCACAGCGCCACCUGUGUCCCUUUAAUAGAUCUUAGGUACUGAUAAAAUUGUGAGGAGUUAUGGUAUUUUGCUCAUAAUUCAUUGACAGCUUAGGCUCAGUAUUGUUUCUCGAAACUGGCCUCUCAGCAGAGUCAACACGCACAGCGCAGCUUUCAGCGUGUAGGAAACCAAAGCACAAAGAAGACCACUAAAUCCACACAGCAUUCCAGACGUCAAGUAGAAUGGUUUACUACUGGCAUAUUGAAGCUUAAUUGUUGCAAAUGAGUCCAUAAACGUCCACCAGAGCCCUGGUGAAGGCAAACCUUAGAGUGAAUCUUUCACUCUCCUUUUUUAAUAUACAUAAAUUUAUUUAUUUGGUUUUUCAGAUUAGUCCAGAUGGAAAGUGUGACUGAGGGAGUGAUAAGAGUCCACAGACUCUCCUCUUAAAUUCAGUUUCACUUCUUGCCGUUUCCCAUGGAAACUGUGUAGGUCAAAUGAAAUCAUUUCUUUGACCUUGCAGGUGGCCGGCAACUCCCAAGAACUCGCCUCAUGUAGAUAAUUAAGAUAGAUAACUGUUUUCUGAGAACCAGUGACCUAAUUUUACAGCAAUCCCGAACAAAAAAACCCUCAGGUUUCAUUUAUUUCAGUGGGAACUACAUAAAUUUAUUUAUUUGGUUUUUCAGAUUACAUUUUUACAGUCACAUAUAGAACAUACAACAUAAAAACAAGAUCCCAAGGAAUCUCCUGAACUUCCCUCCUCCCCUUUGUGGGUCCUAUUGUUAAUCAUUUCCUCCUGCAUCUUUUAUGAUAAUCCAAAUCUUUUACAUCUCCAUUGUGUCCAAAAUUCACACUUAAGCUACAUGUGAUAUUCCAAUUCUACUAACGAUUUUAACUGUUUACAAUGGUUUUUAAGAUUUCCCCCAUUCCUUAUUAAAAUGUUGGUCUUCCUGAUUUCUAAUUCUUCCAGUCAUUUUAGCCAUUUUGGUAUAAUCCAUCAACUUUAUCGAGAAUCUUUUGCUCUCAGUCGUGAAACAGUCUUAGUCCAGAUGGAAAGUGUGACUAAGAGAGUGAUAAGAGUCACAGUCCACAGACUCUCCUCUUAAAUUCAGUUUCACUUCUUCCCGUUUCCCAUGGAAACUGUGUAGGUCAAACAACAUCAUUUCUUUGACCUUGCAGGUGGCGAGCAACUCCCAAGAACUCGCCUCGUGUAGAUAAUUAAGAUAGAUAACCAUUUUCUGAGAACAAAUGACCUAGUUUUACAGCAAUCCCGAACAAAAAAAUAACUCAGGUUUCAUUUAUUUCAGUGGGAACUACAUAAAUUUAUUUAUUUGGUUUUUCAGAUUACAUUUUUACAGUCACAUAUAGAACAUACAACAUAAAAACAAGAUUCCGAGGAAUCUCCUGGACUUCCCUCCUCCCAUUUGUGGGUCCUAUUGUUAAUCAUUUCCUCCCGCCAUCUACUAUGAUAAUCUAAAUCUUUCACAUUUCCAUUGUGUCCAAAAUUUGCCCUUAAGCUACAAGUGAUAUUCCAAUUCUACUAACGAUUUUAACUGUUCACAAUGGUUUUUAAGAUUUCCCCAUUCCUUAUUAAAACGUUGGUCUUCCUGAUUUCUGAUUCUUCUAGUCAUUUUAGCCAUUUCGGUAUAAACUGUGUAGGUCAAAUGACAUCAUUUCUUUGACCUUGCAGGUGGCGGGCAAUUCCCAAGAACUCGCCUCAUGUAGAUAAUUAACACAGAUAACCGUUUUCUGAGAACAAAUGACCUUGUUUUACAGCAAUCCCCAACAAAAAAACAACUCAGGUUUCAUAUAUUUCAGUGGGACCUAAUUUAGUCCGAAUCCAACCUAAAGUAAAUAGCCAGCCUCUGCAAUAAACGCACAAAUUGUUCUGCAGUGCUUUGAAUCUUCUCUCUCGCUGCUUUUAAUGUGAGAAUUUCAGUAAAAGCAUUGGGGCAAGUCAAUCCCGCCAAUGAAGUGAAUGGAAAGAAAAACGAAACGCUGUUUUCUGCUAGAAAUGAUCUCAGCACAGUGAUGCCUCUAAUUUGGCGACACAAAAGCUAUUUUUUAAGGACAAUCACGAGGAGGUCAACUCAAUGGACACAGCCUUCAAGGCUCACAGCUUAGCCGUGGGUUGGGUUUUUGUUUUUUGUUUUGGUACGUUACUUUAUUUUCUGCCGUGUUGUUGUAUUACGUUGUUAUGAAAUUGCAUUUGCACUGUUGGAUUUUGAGAUGCCUCCCUGUUUUCUUCGUUGCACACUGCUUUGAGCACGAUUUGGUAGAAAAGAGCAUGUAAAUAAAUCAUGGCCGGCUGGCUGGAUGAUGGCCAACUAUUGCAACCCUGCUGCUCUGCUCCUCACUGCUACUGCUUUCAGUUGUCCAAGUGAGUGAGCAUGAGGCAUGAGACUGGCCACUAUCAGAGACUUGAGGUUAGCCACUUAGUGGUUGGAAAUGGGAGAGUUGAUGGACCUUGGCUUGAUCCAGCAAGGCAUGUUAUUGCAGUGAUUUUCUCGUGCAGGUAUAAUUUCUUUGUAGGAAAAAGUGUGCACAGCAUUGAUAAACAGUCAUGUGCACCAAACUCAGGUCAUUAUAUCUUUCCAUGUCUACACACAUCCAAGUCCGGCAAGAAUAGCCACUUAAAUGCUGGCUUUCUUGUGAACUCAAUUGCAAAUAUUGAUUAGAAGUAUCUUCUCUGGCGAUCACUUGUAGCCAAGUAAGAUUGUCUUCCAUAAACAUGGUCUUAACCGUGACUCCGUAAGUGACUCCACAGUGAGGGCAUAGAUUUCCGGGCAGGUGUUGAUCAUGGUGUUGUUGUUGUUUAGUCGUUUAGUCGUGUCCGACUCUUCGUGAUCCCAUGGACCAGAGCACGCCAGGCACUCCUGCCUUUCACUGCCUCCCGCAGUUUGGUCAGACUCAUGUUUGUCGCUUCAAGAACACUAUCCAACCAUCUCGUCCUCUGUCGUCCACUUCUCCUUGUGCCCUCCAUCUUUCCCAACAUCAGGGUCUUUUCCAGGGAGUCUUCUCUUCUCUUGAGGUGGCCAAAGUCUUGGAGCCUCAGCUUCACGAUCUGUCCUUCCAGUGAGCACUCAGGGCUGAUUUCCUUCAGAAUGGAGAGGUUUGAUCUUCUUGCAGUCCAUGGGACUCUCAAGAGUCUCCUCCAGCACCAUAAUUCAAAAGCAUCAAUUUUUCGGCGAUCAGCCUUCUUUAUGGUCCAGCUCUCACUUCCAUACAUCACUACUGGGAAAACCAUGGCUUUAACUAUAUGGACCUUUGUUGGCAAGGUGAUGUCUCUGCUUUUUAAGACGCUGUCUAGGUUUGCCAUCGCCUUUCUCCCAAGAAGCAGGCGUCUUUUACCGUAAUUUCAUGACUGCUGUCACCAUCUGCAGUGAUCAUGGAGCCCAAGAAAGUAAAAUCUCUCACUGCCUCCAUGGUGAGGGUUUGCCAAACCUCCUUAGCACCUUUCUCCCUUUCACCCUGAGUUCGAGCGUCUUCAAAGCCCAUGACACCUUUGGCAAAGGCUGUUCUCCAAUUGGAGCGCUCACAGGCCAGUGUUUUCCAGUUGUUGGUGUUUAGACUACAUUUUUUUUAGAUUUGCCAUGAGAGAGUCUUUCAACCUCUUUUGUUGACCACCAGCAUUACGCUUUCGAUUUUUAAGUUUGGAAUAGAGUAGUUGCUUUUGAAGACUAUAAUCAGGCAUCCAAACAACAUGACUAGUCCAACGAAGUUGAAGAAUCAUUGCUUCGAUACUGGUGAUCUUUGCUUCUUCCAGUACACUGGCAUUAGUCCGCCUGUCUUCCCAAGUGAGGUGUAAAAAUUUUGGAGACAGUGUUGAUGAAUGUACUUAAAGCUGGAGUGCUAGAAUGUCCCUUACUGUGGCAUUCAAGAAGGACAGUGGUCCUCCUCCAUUGCAGAAGGACUUGCCGAUCAGAAGGUCGGCGGUUCAAAUCCCCGCAACAGGGUGAGCUCCCGUUGCUCGGUCCCUGCUCCUGCCAACCUAGCAGUUUGAAAGCACGUCAAAGUGCAAGUAAAUAAAUAGGUACCACUCCGGCGGGAAGGUAAAUGGCAUCUCCGUGCGAUGCUCUGGUUCACCAGAAGCAGCUUAGUCAUGCUGGCCACAUGACCCGGAAGCUGUACGCCGGCUCCCUCGGCCAAUAAAGCGAGAUGAGCGCCGCAACCCCAGAGUCGGUCACGACAGGACCUAAUGGUCAGGGGUCCCUUUACCCUUUUUAUACCUGCAGGUGUAAAAAUGUACUUAAAGCUGGAGUGCUAGAAUGUCCCUUACUGUGGCAUUCAAGAAGGACAGUGGUCCUCCUCCAUUGCAGAAGGAGUAAGCGGAGGUUGAGCACCAUGCUGGCAAAUGGAUCACAGAAUAGCACCAGGGAAUGAGAGGCCCCGGUCAAAAACUGGACAGCUGUAAAUCACAGGUUUGUUACUAGCUGUUGCUUUAGGAUUCAUUUCUGGUGUGCUCUUGUUUCUGCAGAUCCAGAUGACGAUGUGAUGUUUCCCUGUGAGCUGUACAUUUGGGCCCCCUUAGCAGGUGGUUGCUUCCUUCUGCUGGUAUUGUUGGUGAUCACCCUGUCGGUGUGCUGUGGUAAGAUAAUUUCCUUUAAACUCUGUUGGAUGGCAGUACUGGGGUAGUAGGUUCACUUAAAACUAGCUGGGAACUAACUAAUUCAAAUACCUUGUUUACCAUAGCAGCCCCUUAUAAUCUCCUAGGCAUUUUGUUUCAUAAUAACCAGGGUACCUUUUUUUUGACAGAACAUGCCUGCUUUCUCUCUUAAUAACUAUAGCUCUCUCAUACAUUGCUGGAUUUGUAGGGCUCUGCAAAGGGAGGCAGCCUAGAAAACAAAUCUCUCUCCAUUUCUCCACACACACACACCUCUUUUUCAGAAUUCUGGUGAAUUAGCAGACGUGUCCACAAAUGGGUUACAGACUAAUUAUAAGCAUUUUUAAAACGCUGGUCGAGAGUUGGGUAAAGGAGUCAAGCAGCAGUAGAGAUAGAACAAAUUUUGUGAUGAAUUGAUACAAAAACCUACAGCUUUUCACAACACCAAAAUUUGCCUUUAAAAAGGCUGGGUGGAACACAUGAAGUGGACACCAUAUAUCUAUCUUUCUGUCUAUCUAACUAAUUACAUAUAUAAAGUGGGCAAAGUCGGGCAAAGUUUUCAAGCCUUCAGUGAAUCUCUUAGACCAGAGGUUUCCAACUUUUUUGAGUCCACGGCUCCCUUGGCCAACUACAUUCUUUCUGCGGCACCUCUGUGGGGCUCGGGAGCCCAGUUAUGUCACCCCUUGCCCGCAGAGCUCGCAACUUCUCACCCUUUUUCAAACAUCCUGUGGAGUGUUUCCUCAGCCUCCACAGUGUGGUGUAGUGGUUAAGAGCAGUGGACUCGUAAUCUGGUGAACCGGGUUCACGUCCCCGCUCCUCCACAUGCAGCUGCUGGGUGACCUUGGGCUAGUCACACUUCUUUGAAAUCUCUCAGCCCCACUAACCUCACAGAGUGUUUGUUGUGGGGGAGGAAGGGAAAGGAGAAUGUUAGCUGCUUUGAGACUCCUUCGGGUAGUGAUAAAGCAGGAUAUCAAAUCCAAACUCCUCCUCCUUCUCCUCCUCCUCUCCUCUCCCCUCUCCUUGGGAGUCCUCUGGACAGCUGCUUCUGCUGCCCCUGGUCUCUGAGCUGCCCCACCCCACCCCACCCCAAAGAGAGGUGUCUCCUCACACUGCCCCACAGGGGCCUGGGACUUGUCUGUCCAUUCCCAACAGCAAAGGAAGGCAGACUAGCUGGCUGGGCUCCCUUGCCCGCUUGCUUGCUUACUCUAAGGCCACCUCAGCUCCUGGCAACCAGCACCCCUGGGCCAGCCCCAGAGGCACCAUUCGCCUGAGGAGCUUGUAGCUAGGGCUGCUGCAACAAACAGCUGGGCAAGCCUUUUGGAGGCAGAGAUGCAAGAGGGCAUCAGAGAUGGGAGGGAGAGAAAGGAAGACAGAGGCCAGUGUUGCUUGCAGCACCCCUGGCCAUCAUUCAAGGCACCCCAGGGUGCCAUGGCACACUGGUUGAAAGCCACUGCCUUAGACUGAUAGAAAUCCCUGUCAUAAUGAUACGAGCUGAGGCACCUAGAAUCUCUUGCAUGAGGAAAUUCAGCAGCAGAAAGCCCUCUUCCUUCUGCCUCCCUCAUUCACAGCUGAAAAAAGUGAUUUUAUAUAUACAUAUGGCUCAAAAAUACAAAAUGAAGAGGUCACGAAGCACUGCAUCAUUUUAAAUAUACUAAUAUUUAAAAUAUGGACUACUGCAAUGCGCUCUAUGUGGAGCUACCUUUGAGGGCGACUCGGAAAGUGCAAUUAAUCCAGAAUGCGGCAGCUAGACUGGUGACUGGGAGCGGCCGCCGAGACCAUAUAACACCGGUCCUGAAAGACCUACAUUGGCUCCCAGUACAUUUCUGGGCACAAUUCAAAGUGUUGGUGCUGACCUUGAAAGCCCUAAACGGCCUCGGUCUAGUAUACCUGAAGGAGCGUCUCCACCCCCAUCGUUCUGCCUGGACACUGAGGUCCAGCUCCAAGGGCGUUCCGGUGGUUCCCUCCCUGCAAGAAGUGAGGUUACAGGGAACCAGGCAGAGGGCCUUCUCGGUAGUGGCGCCCGCCCUGUGGAAUGCCCUCCCAUCAAAUGUCAAGGAGAUAAACAACUAUUUUACUUUUAAAAGAAAACUGAAGACGGCCAUGUUUAGGGAAGUUUUUAAUGUCUGACACUGUAUUGUUUUUAAUAUUCGAUUGGAAGCCGCCCAGAGUGGCUGGGGAAACCCAGCCAGAUGGGCAGGGUACAAAUUAUUAUUAUUAUUAUUAUAUUAAUAAAAUAACUUGCAUGUUUCUCUCCCCCUCCCAAAUGAAUUGAAGACCCAAGGAGGCGGCGACGGCGUUGCAGAUGUAAAAAGUGAGUCCUCUCCAAUCAGGCAUCCUGUCACAUUAAAUCUACAAUGCAAUCCUAAGUUUGGUUCACUUCGUACUUACCAAAUUCACAUUUUCUGAAGCAAUAUGCAAAGUGAAGCACUGUUCUUCUUUGAAAUUCACACUUACCUGAAUUUUGCGAUGUAGCUCUUCAGCUAAGUAUUGUGCGCAAAAAUUGCAUAAACUACAAAUACUGUAUUUUUUGCACCAUAACACUCACUUUUUUCCUCCUAAAAAGUAAGGAGAAAUGUCUGUGUGUGUUAUGGAGGGAAUGCCUACGGGUGGCAUGCCUACGGAUUUUCCUCCUCUAAAAACUACGUGCGUGUUAUGGUCGGGUGCGUGUUAUAGAGCGAAAAAUACGGUAAGUAGAUAAAUCAUUGCAUACCUUGACAGGAAUUGCAGCUCCUAAAUUUUCAGUGACUGGAUGCUAACUUUUGGCACUGGCAAGAUAAAGACCCAUGCCUCCCGGAUACAAUACGAAGCUUGUUAGGCCAAUGUAUGGAAACUAAUGCUUUCACCAAACUCGUUUGUAGAAUCAUGUCAAGACUUUGUCAUAUGCUUACUGAAGUCUUUGCUCCCUCUUCUUUCUAGGCCUCUGAAUGGAACCAAUGGGACGGUCGCUACGUCACGCUUGAUCAAAUAGGACAUUUCAGCCAGAUUUUCCCAUUGCACUCUCACUGCAUCAGACCUUCCAGCCUUGCCAGAAAGACUCUUGCAUGCUCAUAACGGCUCUGUGCUCCCAUAGCAAGGAGGGAUGCCUUUGCCUUACAGCUUUGCAGGAAAAUCUUAUCCACCAGCUGUAUGUAUGUUGGGUUAGUUUACUUUGCCUUGACCUAUCUUGCACUAGGAAACUGCAACAGUUUAAGGUGGAGAUCUUAAAUAGGUUUUCAUCUCACAAACUUUGGCUGCCCUCGUUAUAGAAAAGCUGCAAAGAUGUUCAGCCAAAUAGGCAGCGUUUAAGGGAAGGAAAAUGGAGCAACAGACUGCUGCUUAGGAUCUGUGCAGGUGCAUUUAUAUACAUUUUCAUACUAGACUUUUUGCAGCUGUUCCCUUAGAUCUUUGACGCCUAGCGACGUGGGAGGGAGGGUUGAAACCCAAAGAACUCGGACGCAUGCCUGUGUAUACUAAGAAAAUGUUGAAAUCUCCCCCUCCCCAAACAUCUCUCCCAAAUACUGAGUCCAGACAGUGUGUUAGCACCGCUGUAAACCACCAGAAUGCCUAUAUUUCGCAAAUCCAAUUGAAAACACACGUAAUAGGCCAUAUAGUAACAAAUGCAAAGUUAUUUUCUAGAACUACUUCUCAAAAUUAGAUACUUCUCAAGUUGUACGUAAUUUUUGAGAAGUAGUUCUAGUAAAAAACUUUGUGUUUGUUACUAUAAAGGUAAAGGGACCCCUGACCAUUAAGUCCAGUCGUGACCGACUCUGGGGUUGCGGCGCUCAUCUUGCUUUAUUGGCCGAGGGAACCGGCGUACAGCUUCCGGGUCAUGUGGCCAGCAGGACUAAGCCGCUUCUGGCGAACCAGAGCAGCGCACGGAAACGCCGUUUACCUUCCCACCGGAGCAGUACCUAUUUAUCUACUUGCACUUCGUGCUUUCGAACUGCUAGGUUGGCAGGAGCAGGGACUGAGCAACGGGAGCUCACCCCGUCGCAGGGAUUCGAACCGCGACCUUCUGAUUGGCGAGUCCUAGGCUCUGUGGUUUAACCCACAGCGCCACCUGCGUCCCAGAGUUUGUUACUAUACGGCCUAUUAAAUUUACAUGUGUUAGCACCGCUGGGCACCAGAAAACAGGAACUAUACCUGGCAAAUAGGGACAGCUGGAGUCUAUGCAGUACAAGUGAAACCACGUGACAUUUCCUGUCUUUUGUGCUUUGCCAUCUAUAAGCAAACUGCGGGAGUAUCGCUAUGGUUGAGGUGUGCGACGUUUCCUGCAUCCCUUUGUUCCACAACAUUAAAAAUAAAGCCUGAGAAUUUCUUUUCGUCAUAAAACCAAGUGGCCUCUACUUAAUGUAACUGCUUCAGAACCACAACCAUGAACUAAAAAGCAAAACUUUGGGC
Messenger RNA from Podarcis lilfordi (Lilford's wall lizard), 18226 nucleotides. Lineage: Eukaryota; Metazoa; Chordata; Lepidosauria; Squamata; Lacertidae. The record is from the annotation of a GenBank genome assembly.